This is a messenger RNA of Pseudogymnoascus destructans, 510 nucleotides long. RefSeq lists its product as uncharacterized. The transcript has a single exon. The record is from RefSeq and is a predicted model, not a curated record. Bases 1 to 345 code for a protein of 114 amino acids. Lineage: Eukaryota; Fungi; Ascomycota; Leotiomycetes; Thelebolales; Thelebolaceae.
AUGGCAGAGUGUCGUCUAUCUCCUGGGUCGAAUGGGAAUGGCAGAGUGUCGUCUAUCUCCUCGGUCGAAUGGGAAUGGCAGGGAAUGGCAGAGUGUCGUCUAUCUCCUCGGUCGAAUGGGAAUGGCAGGGAAUGGCAGAGUGUCGUCUAUCUCCCCUCGGUCGAAUGGGAAUGGCAGAGUGUCGUCUAUCUCCCCUCGGUCGAAUGGGAAUGGCAGAGUGUCGUCUAUCUCCCCUCGGUCGAAUGGGAAUGGCAGAGUGUCGUCUAUCUCCCCUCGGUCGAAUGGGAAUGUGUUGUGUUUCUGUCGUUGGGGGGGGGAAGGCGGAGGAGACGGGAUGAGGAAUAGAUAAGGCGGUUUGGUUGGUGGUCCCUGAGAAAGGAGGUCACUCUGGUAGGUUUGGGAGCAAGUGUGGUGGUAGUGUGGCGUGGUGGGGUGGGUGUUUAGUGGUAGGGGUAGUGGGACUGUAGGUUAGUUGGUCGGUUGGUUGGUUGGUUGGUUGGCUGGAUGCGU